Molecule: messenger RNA, 4931 nt
Organism: Talpa occidentalis (Iberian mole)
Lineage: Eukaryota; Metazoa; Chordata; Mammalia; Eulipotyphla; Talpidae
Gene: OSBPL10
Product: oxysterol binding protein like 10
Exons: 13
Coding region: 199-2613 (804 amino acids)
Cellular component (GO): intracellular membrane-bounded organelle; cytosol; membrane
Molecular function (GO): cholesterol binding
Source: RefSeq, a predicted model, not a curated record
CUUUCCCAGCGCUCCUUCGCCGCCUCCUGCUCUUCCUCCUGUAUGAGUCAGGCAUUUCCCGGGGAUUUGGAGCAGCCACGCGCGGCCGGGGGCCCAGAGCUGUAGCAGCAGCAGCAGCAGCAGCAGCCGCCGGGCCGGGAGCUCCAGCGCUGGGGCCGCCACCGCGGCGGGCACCCGCGUCCCGGGCGCGCACGGACCAUGGAGAGGGCGGCCCAGGGCGCAGACGGCGCGGGCAGCAAUAGCAGCAGCCGCAGCAGCAGCCGCGCCACCUCGGCGGGCUCCUCGCCCUCCUGCUCCCUGGCCGGCCGGGGGGUCUCCAGCCGGUCGGUGGCGGCCGGGCUAGGCGGCGGGGGCAGCCGCAGCAGUCCGGGCUCGGUGGCCGCCAGCCCGUCCGGAGGAGGUGGCCGCAGGAAGGAACCGGCGCUCGAGGGCGUGCUCAGCAAAUACACCAACCUCCUCCAGGGCUGGCAGAACAGGUACUUCGUGCUGGAUUUUGACGCUGGCAUCCUGCAGUAUUUCGUGAAUGAGCAAAGCAAACACCAGAAGCCUCGAGGAGCCCUGUCUUUAUCAGGAGCUAUUGUGUCUCUGAGCGAUGAGGCUCCCCACAUGCUGGUCGUAUACGCUGCUAGUGGAGAGAUGUAUAAACUGAGAGCUGCUGAUGCAAAAGAGAGACAGUUUUGGGUGACUCAGCUUCGAGCUUGUGCCAAAUACCACAUGGAAACGAAUUCUAAGACUACUCCAAGCUCCCGAAGCCGAAGUCUCACUUUGCUUCCCCAUGGAACACCCAAUUCUGCGUCUCCCUGUAGCCAGAGACACCUCAGUGCGGGGGCCCCCGGUGUUGUCACAAUCACGCAUCACAAGUCGCCUGCAGCCGCCCGAAGAGCCAAGAGUCAGUAUUCCGGCCAGCUUCACGAAGUCAGAGAGAUGAUGAGCCAGGUGGAAGGACAGCAGAAGAAUCUUGUGCAUGCCAUCGAGUCCCUACCAGGCUCUGGCCCACUCACAGCCUUGGACCAGGAUCUGCUGCUCCUGAAAGCUACCUCUGCUGCCACCCUCAGCUGCCUGGGCGAGUGCCUGAACCUGCUACAGCAGAGUGUGCACCAGGUGGGCCAGCCUAGCCUCAAGUCAGGAGCCUCAGAAAACAUCCUGGGAUGGCACGGGCCCAAGUCACAUUCCACAGAACAGCUGAAAAAUGGGACAUUUGGCUCUUUGCCAUCAGCCAGUGCCAACAUAACCUGGGCAAUCUUACCAAACUCCGCCGAAGACGAGCAAACCUUACCGCCAGAGCCAGAGCCAAACUCAGGCCCUGAAUUGGUUUUGUCCGAAGAUGAAAAAAGUGACACUGAAGAUCAGGAGGAGACAGAACUGGGCGUCAUGGAGGAUCAGCGCAGUGUAAUUCUUCAUCUCAUUUCACAACUCAAACUUGGAAUGGAUUUGACCAAGGUGGUGCUCCCCACGUUUAUCCUGGAGAAGCGGUCUUUGCUGGAGAUGUACGCGGACUUCAUGGCGCACCCCGACCUGCUGCUGGCCGUCACCGCAGGCGCCACGCCCGAGGAGCGGGUCGUCGGCUUCGUGGAGUAUUAUCUCACCGCCUUCCACGAGGGCCGCAGGGGGGCGCUGGCCAAGAAGCCCUACAACCCCAUCAUCGGGGAGACAUUUCACUGCUCCUGGGAGGUCCCCAAGGACAGGGUCAAGCCGAGGAGGACUGUUCCCCACACUCCCACCGGCCAGGAACACCCGAUGGCCGACGACCCUUCCAAAAGCUACAAAUUAAGGUUUGUGGCGGAGCAGGUGUCCCACCACCCGCCCAUCUCCUGCUUCUACUGUGAGUGCAAAGAGAAGAGACUGUGUGUCAACACUCACGUAUGGACCAAAAGCAAGUUCAUGGGCAUGUCCGUGGGGGUGUCUAUGAUAGGAGAAGGUGUGCUGAGGCUCCUGGAACACGGGGAGGAGUACGUGUUCACCCUGCCCAGUGCCUACGCCCGGUCCAUCCUCACCAUCCCCUGGGUGGAGCUCGGAGGCAAAGUCAGCAUCAGCUGCGCCAAGACCGGGUACUCGGCCACGGUCAUCUUCCACACGAAGCCUUUCUACGGCGGCAAAGUGCACAGGGUCACAGCAGAAGUGAAGCACAACCCAACCAACACCAUCGUCUGCAAAGCUCACGGGGAGUGGAACGGGACCUUAGAGUUCACCUACAGCAACGGGGAGACCAAAGUCAUUGACACGACCACGCUGCCCGUGUACCCGAAGAAGAUCAGACCCCUGGAGAAGCAGGGGCCCAUGGAGUCCAGGAACCUCUGGAGGGAGGUGACGCGAUACCUGCGGGUGGGGGACAUCGACGCUGCCACUGAGCAGAAGCGGCACCUGGAGGAAAAGCAACGGGUGGAGGAACGGAAGCGGGAGGCCCUCCGCACACCAUGGCAGCCCAAAUACUUUAUCCAGGAGGAAUUUAAAGUCCCAACACUGAGAUCCAAUCGAAAUAUAUCUGGGCUUUCUUUGGCCCUGGUGUUGGGCCUUCUGCUACAAGGACUCCUGCAUCUAGCCACAAGGCCGCGGGGGAGACGGCUGGGUUUACCUCAAUCCCCUUUGGAAGGCACACUGACGGGGUGGAGGUAGAGAACUUUCAGAAAUAGCCCUGCUUUUGUAGGAAUUAAAGUGGUACAGUAUCAAGGUUCUGCUGGUAUUUUGUUGAAACAUAUCGACGACAUUCAAGCAACAAUAGCCGAGAAACUAUAUACUGUGAAAAAUGCACCCCUAAACUCUGUUAGGAUUGCAUUUAUUCAAGAGCCAUUUGGGGGGGGGGUGUGUAUACACAAACGUGAGCGUGCACAUGCACACACUAUACCCAUUUGGCCGGGUAUCUCUACACAGGUAAUACUGCACUCACCAAGGUUCAAGUGGCAAAUCAUGAGCUCCUUUUUAAAACCAACAAAGUAUGAGAUUUUCUAUUCUUCACAUUGCCAAAAAUGGUUUAUACUCACAAAGGAAUUCUUACCUAGUCAGCUCUGCUGGAAAUGAAAGUGAGCUGGCGUGGCCCAAUGGAUGACCAUGUGGUAGAAAAUGGCUCCUUCCUGGUAGACGGGUAGGUGGUUGUCUUUUCAAAACUUUUGUGAUUCUCACUUCCCUUCCCACUUUAAUAUUUUGUCUACACCCCCCCCCCCGCCAAAAAAAAUUGCUAUUCCCUGCUGGAUCGAGUAUAGACAUAAAGCUGUUAGUUUUAUGUCAGAACCUUCCAGGUUGGAACACCUCUGGGAGAACCUAGAGCCUGACCCGCCCUGGGGUUUUCCCUCCAACACUUGUCCACAACCUUGCUGACAAUUUCUAUUGCUCAAAGCACUAGCAUACAUUUUUCAGAAGCUGCUGCUUUUACAGUAGAAAACAAAUCACAUGGAGACUUCACUACUUUCAUGAAAAAGGGCUUUAGAAGUUACAUGCACGCAUGCAUAUACAAACAUGCACAACUACAGCCUCAACCUUGUAUUUAGUUUGGGGGAAAAUUUCCUGUGGAUUUUUUAGUGUUCCUCUGUCUGACCCAACUCUGCAAGAAGACCACUGUGAUUAAACAUACAUAAAGCCUGCAUAAGUACUCCAUGGUUUCAGCUGAAGUUCAGUCCUCAAACUUUACAAAUGAGGUCAAGACACGACUAGAAUAUAAAGCAAGAUUUUUUUUGCUGUGCCACUCCAAUGAGAAUAUUUAUAAAAUCCAGUAGCAUGAAUGCUUCUCUGUAGUAAUACUAAUUUUGUGCCUUUUGUCUGCUUUCUUAAGACCAACUGUUCACACUUUGUAGAUAUUAGACAAAUAUAUUUCGAUUAAAUACUAUACAUACCUGUAUGUGUGGUGGUGUUGGGAUUCAUGGCUCUGAAGGAACCCAGAUUUUAACGGUAAAUUGUUCUUAAUUUGACGUAAACAGCAAUCAAAUAUUUUAGGCACUUAAAUCUAAAGUUGGCCUGUUCAGUCCUCAGUCUGAAAACUAAAAGCAUUUUAUAUCCUGGGGCGAAAGUAGAUUAGGUAUCAUUUUGAGAAAAAAUCCUCAAUGAAAGUACUCUUGUUUUUAGAUUGUUCUUACUCAAUGAAGUAAAAUACGGAGGGCUGGCUGCUUUUUUGUUGUGGAAGGAGGUUCAUUUUUACCUUUUCCUAUACAGAGAGGAUGAUAUAAAUUUUCUUACAGUUCCAAAAAAAAGGGAAACCAUGUACUCACUACUACAGAAACCUAAGUUCGCCAGUACCAUAAAAGCCACCUGUGUCCCUACACUUUUGUGUCCUGCUCCUUGUUCCCAGAGGUAGGUAACUGCCACCAUCCUGGUUUUUGGCUUGUAUACAGACUAUGUGUGGAUUUCUAAAGAACAUGCUUGGUUUUUGAGUAUUUUUUAAAUUUAUGCAGAGACAAUCAGUUUGCCUAUCUGAGCUAACAUUUACAAGUCAAGCCAUGUUGUUAUGAGUGUGUGUUCGUUUUUUUAUUCUGAGUUCAGUUUCAGUAAUUGUAGAAUACAUGUAACACAAAACUUACCAUUUUAACCAUUUUUUAAAGUGUACAGCUUAAUGGCACUAAAUACAACCACAUUAUUGUGUAGCCAUCCAUCCCCAUAAUUUCAUCUUUCUUAACUCUGUACACUCUUUAACAAUGAUUCCGUAUUCUCCUCUGUGCAGCCCCAAGAACCACUGUUCUGUGAUUUUAUGAAACUGACUAGUCUAAGUACCUCCUGUAAGUGGACUAUGGUAAUACUUUUCCUCAUUGUCCAGCCUGUUUCAUGUUACAGAAUGCAUUCAAGGUUAAAUCAAUUUCCUUCCUUUUUAAGACUAAUAUUCUAUUGUGUGUCCAUUCACCCAAUUUUUUUUGGGUGGUUUUGUUUUGACUAUUACAAGUAAUGCUGUUAUGAAUAUAGGAGUGCAAAUAUCUGAGUUCUGGCCCCCAAUUCGUUCAGAGAUUAUAUUU